AAAAGCAAUAAAAAGAACAUUUUUAACAGCUUUUGAGGCCAGCGAGGACUUAAAUUAUGCAAACAGUUAAAGUUGAACAGCGACUAAAGCUGUGUGGUACCAAGCACUGUGCAGACUGGUGAUGGACAGAGAAGAUGAAAGGGGAGGGACAUGUCUGAAGAAGAACGUGGGAAGAAAGACUCAAACAGCAAAGAAAAAUGUUGCUGAGGACUUUACCUUGAAGCUCUGGGGAAGAGGGUGUACAUUUGGUGAGGAGGGCGAGGAGCAGGAGGAGGAGGAGGCAGGGGCUGGAAUUUUUGCGCUCAGAAGCAAGACGGAAGAAGAGGAGAAGGAGGAGGAGGAGGGAGAGGCUGAAUCACAGCGACAGCUGGAGUUUGUGAGAGGCAGUGGGCUUUUCCGGAGAAUGAAUGAUGAGGGAGAACAGCUCCACUUUCUCGUGCACCGGAGGGUUUUUAACUGGAUUUAAGUUCCACUAAGUCUGCAUUUUCAAACUGGAUUGUGUUUUUGUGUGUAAACUCCGGCUGACCAGUGGCUCUGUGGCCAUGCAGCUCCUAGAGGAACCACGCCUGAGGUCCAGCUGCAGGCAAGACGGCCGCCUGUCAUCGUCUCUCAAGGUCCAUUUCCCAGUCUGAACAUGGUUUCCUGAUAAGCAGAACCAACAAAUCCUCAUCAUCGCAAGCAGACAUUUAUCUCCGACCAUGGCUGCCCUGUGUCCCAAUGUCAGCGUCUUCGGGAGCACCACAGGUCUGUUGAUCACCACCGACCAUCCCUUCAACCUGACCGCAGGUGUUGAUGGGGAGGGGUGGUCGCUGCCCCCCCUCUGCACCCCCUGCUGCUGUGGCGUCCUCAACCGCACCCUGGCUGUGGCCUUCAUGGUCCUCCUGGCGUUUGCCAUCGUGGUUGGAAACGUGGUCACACUCACGGUCUUUGUGCAAACCAGGCAGUCGAGAACACCACAGGGAUAUUUGAAAGUUUCUCUGGCCAUAGCCGACAUGAUGGUGGGUGUCCUCGUGGUUCCAUUCUCUGUCUACACGGAGAUCUCUCUGAUGGUGACCAGCGCUCCUCCCCUCUGGUACCACGGCAAUCCUACUUCUCCGGCUGCUCUCUCCUCGCUCGGUGGGCCGGUGGGCCCCUGGCAGCCCUGCAUGCUGAUUGGCCCCGUGUUUGCCGGCUGCACCUUUGUCUCCAUCAGCACCAUCUUCCUGAUGACCCUGGAGCGCAGCGUGGCCAUUCUGUGGCCGCUCCACAAGGACGCGUUGGUGACCCGCAGACGAACGCUGCUCCUCAUCCUCCUCUCGUGGGCUGCCAGCUUCCUGUUGGCUCUUGCUCCUCUCAUCUUCAGUGGAAACUUCACUCUGGAGUACAAUGAAUGCAGUCGUAUGUGCAACUACAGCCCACUCCUGUUUGGGGGCCGCCUGCCCCCCGACGCCAACAUCCUCCUCGUCUUCCCUGCGUUUGACUUCACCCUCCUGGGGGGCACGUUAGCAGUUAACAUUGUGUCCUUCACCAGCAUUCGGCUGUACACGAGAAAGCGCAAACUGCUCUCAGAAGGAAGUCUGAGUGACGCUGGGGGAGGAGGGGGCGGCUGCCUUCACAGGCCUUCCUUUUCGGACAUCAAGGCUGCAAAGACAAUCGGCAUCUUGACAUUCGCCUUCACGGCGUCCUUCUCUCCCAUCGCGGUGUUCGUGCUGGGAAACGUGGUGGGAAACACCUGGUGUAACUUCUCCUUCUUUGCCUUCUGGAUUCUGACGGGAAACAGUUGCUGUAAUGUCAUCAUCUACAGUGUUCGAGAUCACCGCUUCAGGAAAGGCGUGACCCUGCUCUUUCAAAGGGAACGCUCCCCUCCUCACGCUGAGAAGACCUGAGAGACACUUUUUUUCAUUGUGAUAAAAACAUUUUAUAUAAAUGUGGCCAAACGUUUUACCUGUUUAAGGUAUUUUUGUCCACUUGAAUCACUCCCCACCUAUAUUUUCUCACAAAGACCAGCCUAAAAGAUAAGAGUAAAAUGGAAAUACAGCUCUAAAUGCCAUUAUCAUGACUUACAUAUGCCCCUUGAGGAACUGUGACGAUGACAAAAGAAGAUUAGAUGUGGUAAAGAUGAGAUCAAAAAUACAGAGAUGAAUGUCAAAUUUACAGGACAGUAAUUGCACAACAUUCUCAAAUAUUUAAAAAAUAAGUGAAAAUAUUUGAUUCUAUGGUAAUUAAUAUAUAUAUUUAGUUUUUUUGACUGACAGCAUAAAAAUAUUCUGUUUUGACUCAACAGUGCAAAAUUCUGACAUUUGUAUAAUAGGCUCAUAUCCAUCUGCUAAAAGCAGGAUUUUAUCACAAUUUGUCUUGAAACUUAUUCAAAGAAAAAAGUGGGAAUUGCUGCACUUUAAGCUGUUCUAGGAUUUACAAAUAAAUCAAAAAUCCUGAUCGCCCCGAAUAACAGAAAAAAAACUGGUUCUGUGAAUGCCAGCUUUAGAUUGACAAUAAAGUGAGUGUAAAUUAUUGUUAAAGAAUUUGAUUUUUGUUCAAUAGUUUUAACCCUCUACAUAACUCUCUUUUUGAAGACAACUGUUAUCAAGGAUCUAAUUCUUUAAAAAACAAACAAGACCUACUUGAAAUGAAAUCUGUGAUUUAUGCAUUAAAUAAAAGGUGGGAAAUGUGGUUCGUCUCCUGACAGUUUGUACAGCGUCAGGUUUUUCUUAUACUACAUCAAAUCAGCCACAGAGCUGUUAUGACAGUAGAAGAAAGACGUCAAACAUACAGAAUACAAACCGAUUCACAGCAUGUCUUCUAUGAUAAAAAGAUGUCUUCUGCUAUCAACACAAACCAAAUUCCUCCUUGUGGACAUGUCCAAAAAUCGCCGAAAAAGUCUAUAAGCAAGAAAUGGCGUGCGGGUUACAUGGUCAAUGGCGUAAAGCCGGUUCCAUGAUGGGUUUUGUGUACGUGUCUUCUCAGGAGACUUCAGUGUUUAAAGACCUUCUUUGACAAGAAGUUAUAUUUUGACUCAUUUACAGUUCAUCUGUUCCUGUGUCAGGAAAAUGAUCGCUGUCAUCACGUCUGCAACUGCAUAACUAUGUUGUUGUGUCAAGUGACAAAAUUGAUUCAUUUAAACAUACAAACUGAAAUAAAUCUGUUAAAAACAAGCAGAAUACAAGUUUAAGGGCAUUCACAUUUAUUUUUGCUUCCACCAACUACAAUACAGGAACUGUUUGUCCUGGACCAAACAUGGUGUCAUAGGGUGUUAGGAAAAAGGGCUGUGAUGUUAACAGACUACAUGUCCUUGCAGCUGCUCUGCAGUCUCGAUGCUUCCUCCUUUGACAGCCUUUUUUUUUGCAGCGGUGCAGCAGAAGGAGUUUCAGAAGCACCUCUCUAUUUCCAGACGUCAGGUUUUUUUGUUUUCUUAUCAUCUCAUGUCAACAGCUGAGACUUUAACUUUUUUUAACUCUCAUAAUAAUCUGCCUCAAGAAUCAUAGAUGCACUUUACUAGUUAGUAUGUGUCAAACAGCUUUAUGAUUUUACACCAGAUUUCAUGCAUUAUUAUUAAGUGAAUGAACUGAUGGAGCAAAUCCUCAAAAAAACUCUGCAUUUUAUUUUACAGGAUCAUCUGCAACCUAGAAAGAUCUUGUGUCAGCUUUAAAUCUUUUUUUUUUCUUACAAUUAAAUUAACUGGCAAUAGAUUGAAACAAGCUUGAAACCUAUUCAAAAUACUAAACCCUUUUAAGUAAUAAAAACUAGAAAAAAACAGAAUUUCUAAUUCAUUUUCACAAGUAAAAGUAAAUAUGUUGGUUAAUCAUACAUUUAUUUUAUUUUGAAAUGACUUUCUGAGAUGGAUCACAAAGAUAAUGUUUUGAAGCUUGGGCAAUAUGCAGUUUGAUUAACCUACAGGCAUAGAAUAUUUAAAUACACCUAAAGGUUUUUAGGCACUUUUUAAAGA
Messenger RNA from Oryzias latipes (Japanese medaka), 3922 nucleotides. Its product is annotated as trace amine-associated receptor 13c. Gene Ontology annotation, cellular component: synapse; dendrite; plasma membrane. NCBI's taxonomy places the organism in Eukaryota, Metazoa, Chordata, Actinopteri, Beloniformes, Adrianichthyidae. Gene Ontology annotation, molecular function: G protein-coupled adenosine receptor activity. Gene Ontology annotation, biological process: G protein-coupled receptor signaling pathway. The record is from RefSeq and is a predicted model, not a curated record.